Molecule: messenger RNA, 1373 nt
Organism: Cyanistes caeruleus (blue tit)
Lineage: Eukaryota; Metazoa; Chordata; Aves; Passeriformes; Paridae
Source: RefSeq, a predicted model, not a curated record
ACCAAGCUUCAAGUUGGUUUCUGGUUUGCUUUAUUUUAUCUUCUCUGCCCAGAGGAGGAAGGGGAUGGAUAGAGCGCCUUGCGGGGCACCAUCCGUCCAGCCAAGCUCCACCGGGCACAGCUGGUAAUCCAGCCCGGGGCAAGAGCAGGAAGGAGCUGCAGAAACGGGCCAGGGACUGUUGGCCAAAGGCACAUGUAGUAGAGGGGAAAGCAGACCACCAAGGAUACCUGAUGUCCCUAAUGCACUUGCAGAAUGGGCCAGGCAAACAGGCUGCACGUCAAAACUCAUGGGAUGUCCCCGAGAGGUGAGGGAGAGAUGGGCAGGUAUACAGGAAGAAUGAGAGUGAUGCCCUGAGAAUUUUGCCACAAAGAAAACCACGGGUUUGUGUCAUGUGCCUGCAUGGAAUGCCACCAGAGCAUGAUGCGAGCAUUCGGCCUACUGUGACGUGGUUAUAUCCUGGAAAUUCUUGGGCCUCUCAUCAUGGCCCUCAACAGAACUCUCCAGAUAGGAACGCAGACGGCAGAAGCCAGGAAAUAGAGGCCGCAGUGCAGGAAACCAGGACACAGCCCCUACCAUUAGCUGGGAUGGUGCACAUUUGACAUGAGCUGGUCAGAAAAUUAUGCCUUCCACAAAGGUGCCUCUGAGCCUGAGGCUGGGCAGGACUGCUAUAAAAGGCAGCCCAAGUCUCUGCUCUCUCAUCCACUUCUCUCACCUCCUUCUCCUCAGGAAUCCUCAGGUGCACCUGUGACCCCGAGCCAUGUCCUGCUGCCGGCCCUGCGACCCUUGCUGCCAGCCCUGCGGCCCCUGCCCGCUGGCCAGCAGCUGCAAUGAGUGCUGUGUCAGGCAGUGCCAGAGCUCCCAUGUCGUCAUUGAGCCGCCUGCUGUGCUGGUGACCCUGCCCGGCCCCGUCCUCAGCUCCUUCCCACAGAACACCGCCGUGGGAUCCUCCACCUCCGCUGCCGUUGGCAACAUCCUCAGCUCUGGCGGAGUGCCCAUCAGCUCCGGGGGCUUUGACAUCUCCUGCAUCACCAACUGCUAUGGCAGCAGAUGUUGUCCCCCCUGCUAAAUCUGCUGGCAACUUCCUUGGGCCAGAACCUCCCCGACCUCACAACGUGGAGCUGCACUGAAGAUGGAUCUUAGGCAGAAUGGAUUUGUGCCCUUGGUUUACUGUUAUUUUCUUCAACGCUCUUCCCUUCUCUUCCCUUCCUCUCAGCACCACCCAAUGCCAGCCCAGUGGGACCUGUUUGCCUCCCUCUGUCCCUCUUCAGGACAGGCAAAUGGACACUCCCACUGCACUCCAGUGGCUGCUCCUGUGUCCUCUUGGAUCUACCUCCUUUUCUUCCUUAGAAUCAAUAAAAUACUUUUGCAUCCAA